This is a messenger RNA of Onychostoma macrolepis, 2614 nucleotides long. RefSeq names its product polymerase (DNA-directed), delta 3, accessory subunit (gene pold3). Gene Ontology annotation, cellular component: nucleus; delta DNA polymerase complex. NCBI's taxonomy places the organism in Eukaryota, Metazoa, Chordata, Actinopteri, Cypriniformes, Cyprinidae. The coding region runs from base 123 to 1496 and encodes 457 amino acids. The transcript has 12 exons. Gene Ontology annotation, molecular function: DNA-directed DNA polymerase activity. The record is from RefSeq and is a predicted model, not a curated record. Gene Ontology annotation, biological process: nucleotide-excision repair, DNA gap filling; DNA replication; DNA synthesis involved in UV-damage excision repair.
UCUGCUAUUCGACGCUCUAGCCCACGUGACCGGAAGUAAAUACGGUUCAGCAGCAGUUCCCGCGUUUGGCGACUCUUUCAAUCUCAAGCGUGAACUUGGAGUAGCAGCCAGUCGUUCCGGAUAUGGAUGACCUGUAUUUAGACAAUAUUGACGAAUUUGUCAAUGAUCAAAAUAAGAUCGUCACCUACAAAUGGCUCAGUUUAACUCUUGGAGUCCACGUCAACACAGCAAAACAAAUGUUGUAUCAUUACCUGCAGCAGAAACGCAAUGAAAGUUCAGGGACUCCCCUUCAUGCCACCUACCUUGUAUCUGGAAAGUGUGUUGAGAAUGGUAAUACGUGCCAUAAAGUGUCAGUAGUACGUGAGGACAAGCUUGAUGCUGUUAAAGCAAAGAUGGACGUGACCAUCAGUGUGCAUGUGUACAGUGUGCAGAGAGCCGAGCUGAAGGAUAGUUCACCACUUUAUAAUGCAGAUUAUGAUGCUGUUAAGGAGAAUCUAAAAAACUGCAACAAGUACAGCGCUAUACGUUGUGCUGCGGCGGUCCCUAUAUCAUCUGCGGAGCUGCAAAGAGCUCAAGAGAUGGCUUUGGUCCCUCCAGCGGAGAAGGAAAUCAGUAAACCUGGCUUGAAUGAAAACGCCUCAGCUACCUCCAAGCCCAGUGCUAAGCAGCCAGCAGGCAUCAUGGGAAUGUUUGCAAGCAAAAAUGCUUCUAAGAGCCAAGAAUCCAGCAAGGAAGUAAAAACAGAGCAGAAAGUCGAUUCUUCUCUGGUUGAAACAUCAAAAAGCAAAACAGCCUCCAAAGCGAACCCGAUGAGUAACUUCUUUGGGAAGUCUGCCCAAAAAAAGGCUGAUGAAAAACCUAACAAAAGCAUUAAAGAAGAGACGGACGGCAACUCAACAGCAUCGGCUACUGCAAGUAUGAAACAGUCACAGACGUCUGCCAAAUCUGAGAUUGACAUUAAAGAGGAACAAUCCAAAGUGACCAAUGCUUUGAAGGUUGAAUCACAAGACACUCGGAAUAAAACAAAGCGCCCUGAGAUUGUGGACAGUGACGAUGAGAAAAUAGAGAGCCAGCAGAAGAAGAGACGGCGGAUAAAGAAGCCCCAGCCAGACAGCAGUGAUGAUGAGGUUGUGCCAGAUUCUCCACCUGUGCCUAAUGUACACACUCCCAGCCCUAAAAAACAAGUGAAGAGAGAGCCUGUUUCACACCAGGAGAGCUCAGAGGUGAAGAGGAGGAAAAGAAGGCGUGUUUUGAAGUCUAAAACAUUUGUUGAUGAAGAAGGUGCCUUUGUGACCGAGAAGGGUUAUGUGAGCGAGUCUUACUCUGAGAGUGAAGAGGAGCCUGAACCCAACAGUCAAGCCAAAGACUCGAGCUCACUCAAGCAGUCAUUUGGAAAAAGAGAAGAAGAGAAAAAAGAAAAGAAUCAGAAGAAGACCUCUACUGCUAACAAACCUACAAAACAGCCAUCCAUCAUGGGAUUUUUCCAGAAGAAAUAACUUUUUUUAUUCUUUCAUGGAAUUGUAAAGGAAUAGUUCACCUGGAAAUGCAAACUGUCGUUAAAUGCUCAUCCUCAUCCUCAUCCUCAUGAUGUUGUUCUACAACAUAAAGGAUUAUUGCAUAGGUCUUUUUCUGUUCAUAAAAUCUGUCCAUUAAAGAGGGAAAAAAUCCACACACAAAAAAAAAAACAUGAGGAUGAAGAAAUAAUGCCUUUUUUUGGGUGAAAUAUCCCUUUAAGCACUUCAUUUUCAGCAGUGACAUUCCCUUGAACCACAUCUGAUUCUGUAAGGAGGAAAUCAGUCUUCAUUGUCAUGUUACUCUUCAGAGACAUCGAAACAGGAGAUUUCUGCUUCUACAUGAACAACACUUUUGUGCCAACUAUCCAUUGAACUUCACAUGCUGGAUUUCAGUUCUGGGCCUGAUAUGAUUGUCUGUUGUAGUAUUCAAGUGUAUGAUCCUGCUGAUCGAGCAGAUUUCUUUAGUAUAAGCCAACCUGCACAUGGCCAACCACCAAUAAUUCCCAUACUGUAAGGUUUGUGGAGUCUGUCUAUUUUUAAUAUGUUUCUGGAUAAUAAAUCAAAAGAUAAAAUAUUUUAUUUUUGUUGGUAUUAAAAUUCAUGUAAAAGAAAUAUCAGUUGGUUUAGACAGAAAUUUCUCUGACAUACAUUAGUUAAGUCCAUUAAAAAUCUGCUCAAUGGUCAAGAAAAUGUUUUUUCUCUUGCUGUCUUGUUUGGUUCCUGUGAGUCAAGUUGUUUUCUCCUCUGAGCUUCAUAUUUCUACAUGACAUCCGUUUCUGGCUCCAUAGUUGUGUUGAUCUUGGACAUUUCCAUUUAUCAAAACUAAACUUACUGUGUGGAAAGGCAUGCCUCUGGAAAUGCACAUCAAAAUCAGUCCAAGCUCUUCUGAUCCAGUGCCACAGACGUGAAAUUGAGCGUUUUGUGCCAAGACAUCAUUCCCCAUAAACUCAAUUUUUUUCCCUAAGGAAAGGCUCCUAAACUUAGGUCUGAGUUAGUAUGUGCGAUUGAAUUCAAGAACAGAGUGUUCUUUAUAUUGUUGUAAAACAUUUGUAAUAGUGCUUUCAAACCUGGGGUCCAGCAAAGUGAGAAUUUCUGUUUGC